Galleria mellonella (greater wax moth) is the source of this 3375-nucleotide messenger RNA. RefSeq names its product myosin heavy chain, striated muscle-like. Lineage: Eukaryota; Metazoa; Arthropoda; Insecta; Lepidoptera; Pyralidae. The record is from RefSeq and is a predicted model, not a curated record.
CUAUCAAAGAAUUCAAUAGGUACUUAAUUGAAAUUUUGGUGAGUUUAAUAAAUUUGGACUUUGUGAUGACUGAAAAGAUUUAACCAAUUACAAUUUAACUUUACAGUUACAUUUAAUUAAAUUACCAAAUUUUUAAAUUUUGAGUAAUAAAUAAUGUCACUUACUGAACCUGGUGAACCAAGAAUUCAAGAGAUUAUUGAUGCAGCACGAGCACCGACUAAAUGUCGUAUACCGCAAAGAUUGCUCCCAAGAAGUGUCAAGGCCACUUUAAAUAGGCCCAAAUCGAUCAAUAACUCCGAAUUGGUGCAACAUAGACCCAAGUCAGCAGGUCGAAAUAAAGAGGAGCAAAAUGGAAAUAAAGAAAUGCACUAUAUACGGUCAGCCCGCCCAAAAAGAGACAAAUUGUUGCCUGCUCCUAAGGCAAGCCAACCUCAUGACUUGUACUGUUUUAAAUUAAAAAUUAAUUUUCUAAACAAUAUAUAUUUUGUUACUCAGAGGCCUUCAAUAAUACCUAAAAGGACUAAUGCUAUAUUGUUGCCGAAUAAAGCCCUAAGACCAUUAAUAGUGGUGCCAGUGACACAGAAACAGCCGGGUAGAUGUUCGUAUAUGAACAAAAAUAUCUCAGAACUCCCUGAUCAGGAAAGAAUACAGAAAAGAGAGGAACUAGAACUACAACAAAGCGAAAUGUUCAAUACAUCACAUGCAUUUGGAGAUUUAACGGAGAGAGAAUCGAUUACUUCACGAAGCGACAAUGUAAAGCAGCUCAAAAUAAGUUGGCAGGAAAAAAAUGUUCAAUUUGAGAAAAUGAAGAAUGAUCUUAAAGAUCGACAGAGGUUAAUAAUGGAACUUUACGCUACGAUGCGGUCAACCCAACAGAAAAUGUCUGCAUUGGGUCAAAAAGCUAUCUUACCGUCCGCCGACGACUUAAAGAUCAUGAAUGUUGCCAAAUUGACGCCAGAACAACUCCUACAAUUAUGUGCCACCACAAAGCAACACGGGGACAAGUCUCAGCAUGAUGAUUCUCGUAUAUUUCCUAAAAGUUGUUUAACUAUUGAUAUGAAUAAAUUACUUAAUAUGCCAUCAAAAUUAAUAACAACAUGUGAACAAACUUUAGCUAAAAGAAAAGAAAUAAUUGAUUGGUUUGAAUCAUUGAAAACUCUAGAGAAGGGCAUAAGUAUGCAUAAACUAUCGAAAAAAAUAAACGAGUUUUAUGCUGAAAAUGAAAUGCUUGCUUGUUCUCUUGAUACAGUCAAAGCAGAUAUUUACACGGAAUUGAAUGAAAUCAUCGAUUUUUUAAGAAAAGGUAUCAACGAAACAAUAGCACUUCAACUGCGUACAGAAGAAUUAACAUAUGAAUUGUCUGAACUGAAUUCCCAGAACGUUGAUCUCCGGAAACAAAUUUACAACGCAGACCAUCUGAAGUCACAAACCAAUAGGGGCAAGAUAGAGCAACUUGAAAAAGACCUCAAAGAAGAAAAAUGCAAGAAAAUUAUGAUUAGAGAUCGAUUAACGCGCGCAGAAAGGCAAAUUAAGAUAGGAACCGAACGUGCGUCACAAUUAGAGGCUGCAUUGGAACAGGCUCGCACCCAAACAUGGACACUAGAACGCUCUGUCCAACAGUUACAAGAUCAAAAUCAAAAAUUACAAAUAGAUUUCGACAAGGAACUCAAUAAAUUAACACAAUCAAUUAGAGAGAAUACAGCCCAUUUAGAGGAAAUAGCUGAUGCACGAGAAAAAUUGCAAACAGAGAAAGAGGAUUUGGAGAAACGGCUCAAAGAAGAGUCUGAACAUUACAAUGAAUCACUGAAAAGUAUGAAACAUGAAAUAAAUAUGAAUGGAGUUAAAGUUAUCGAAACUGAUAAGAAAUAUAAAGAAGAAAUAGAAGAAAGAAAAAAAUUACAAGAGAAACUUGAAACCUUACAUGCACAGCUACUCGAGUCUGAAUUACGAAAUAAUGAGUUAAAUAAUGAACUAAAAGAUAAAGAAAUUAAAUUGGACAUAUACAUGAAUUAUCAAACAGAAUUGGAGAAGACUAAAUGUGAACUAAGUGAUGUUAAUAUUCAAGUAGAAAAGUAUAAAAAUCAGCUAACACAACAAAAUGAAGCAAUUAAAGAAGUAGAGCAUAAUUUUGAAGAAAACUUGAAGCGUCAUUUAAGUAUUAAAGAUGAUUAUAUAUCUGAACUGGACAAAAAACAAUCUCUGUUAGAACAACAAUUACAAGAAAGCGAGAUGAAAAUGUAUUCAUAUGAAGAGCAACUUAUGUUGCUAAAAGGACACAUAGCACAGCUCAAAGCAGACUUCGGCGAAUUCGAAAAUCUUACUGAACUCAAUGAAAUGAUAAAUCAACAACGAAAUAAGCUACUAGAAGUUACUCGUCAAAACGGAGAAUUGGUGGAAGCGUUGCAGAACAAAGAUACAGAAUUAGAACGUCAGUUAGAAAAUCUUACAGAACAUGAGCAGCUUCUAUACGAUAGAGACAAUGUUAUAAAAAUGUUAUCCAAGAAAGAUGAUGAACAGACAAAUAUUAUUAAAUUGCUACGUAAUAAUUUGGAAAUGAGAGUUCAAGCAGAUACCGAUCUCAACCAGCAAAUUCUUGAAAAAAAGUCUCAAAUAGAAUCGCUUGUUAAUAAUUUAGAAGAAAAUAAACAUGAAAUAUCUCAAUUAGAAACUAUAAUUUUAACUUUGAAAGAUCAAAGACUAAAUGAUCAAGACAAAAUAACGACACUUGAAAACAAAAUUCGACAAUAUGAAUCAAUGCAUCUGGAAACUAAACACGGCACAGAAAUUCCGACUAAUAAUCUGGACGACUUAAUUAAAAUUCUUGAAAACGAAUUAGGAAUGCCUUUAGAAUCUGAAUUUAAUGAUGAAAAGCAAGAGUAUCCAACAAAUAGGAAAUUUGGUGAAGAUCAUAAGCACGAUAAACUUAUCAAUUUUGACUAUUUGUAUCAUUCAAAAUCAGAAUCUGUACCAACAAAAAUUGUAAUGAGUAAUUUUAUUAAAAAAACUUAUAUACCAGCAAAAGAUGAAGUAUUCAAGAGCGAUAAUCUUGAUCGCAAGAAAGCUAUUGCAAAUAUAGAUAUGCAAAAGUGGGUUUCAGCACCUGAUCCCAAAAUCAACACGUUCGACACGAUUCCUAUUAAUAAAUCAAAUUUCCCACGUUUAAGAGAGGUAACGCCAAGACAUUAUACCGAUAUUAAUAAUUCAUCAAAUUUGCGCUGUUUAGAUUUUAAUCAUCUUCGAGAGGGCAAAAAAUGUAAAAUGUUUAAGUUGGCUGGUCAUAGACUGUAAGUGUUCAUGUCGCUUGUGCUAUUUAUUUGUAUUUGUAAAAAUUUACUUAAUAUUCUUGUUGGAAAUUAAAGAUAUAUAUAACUUUAA